This is a messenger RNA of Clarias gariepinus (North African catfish), 1734 nucleotides long. It is a transcript of the gene ppm1ka, whose product is annotated as protein phosphatase, Mg2+/Mn2+ dependent 1Ka. Lineage: Eukaryota; Metazoa; Chordata; Actinopteri; Siluriformes; Clariidae. The record is from RefSeq and is a predicted model, not a curated record. Gene Ontology annotation, biological process: protein dephosphorylation. Gene Ontology annotation, molecular function: cation binding; protein serine/threonine phosphatase activity.
AUGCAGUCUGCUCUCACAUACAAUCACACACAUGCCGGCUCGGGGAGAGCAUGCAGGGGGUGGAACCAUCCAGAGAGAAUCAUAACUAUAUAUAAAACACGAGUAUCAGAGAAACCUCAGAAAACCAGCACAUUUAAAAUGUCUCUCUCCGCCAUCACCUUCUCUGUCCUUCUGCGCCGCUCAUUCUCCUCAGUUAGCAGGAGCGCAGGCAUGAGUUCGGGCCGGUGUGUGUGUGCAUGUGCGUCAGUACUACCCGGGGUCCGCUGGUAUGCCGCGGCCGCUGCUGCUCAUUUAGAUGCCGAUGGAAGCGGCCGGCCAGCCACAUGGGACUCAUUUGGGAUUUGGGACAACCGUAUUGAAGCGCCCAUUCUGUUACCACCCAGCAUACGCUACGGUAAACCGAUCCCACGCAUAAGCCUAGAACAUGUGGGCUCGGCCUCGCAGAUUGGUCGUCGUCAUUACAACGAGGAUCGACUGCGUGUAGCUGAGCUCACGCCCUCCACCCUUUAUUUCGCUCUGUUUGACGGACAUGGGGGCUCUCAAGCUGCAGACUUCUGCUACACACACAUGGAGCGCUACAUUAGGAAGGGUCUGGAGAAAGAGUGGGAUCUAGAACAGGUGUUAACAAAAGCCUUCCUACAGGUAGACGCUGCCCUGGCCUCCGAGUUCCAGAUGUAUGGUAACGCCUCUUUGAUGACGGUGGGCACAACAGCGACGGUGGCUUUGCUAAGAGACGGGAUAGAGCUGGUCGUUGGGAGUGUCGGAGACAGUCGGGCCAUUCUGUGCAGGAAGGGUGAAGCAUACACACUCACUAGCGACCAUACGCCUGAGAGAAAGGAUGAAAAACAGAGAAUACGCAACAGUGGAGGUUUCGUAACAUGGAACAGUUUGGGUCAAGCCAACGUGAACAGCCGUCUGGCGAUGACACGCAGCAUCGGAGAUUUCGACUUGAAGCAAAGCGGCGUUAUCGCGGAACCCGAGAUCACUCGCAUUACAUUGCAGCAUUCUCAUGACUCCUUUCUGGCCCUGACCACCGAUGGCAUUAACUUCAUCAUGAGCAACCAGGAAAUCUGUGAUGUCAUCAACCAGUGCCACGAUCCCGCAGAGGCUGCCCACAUCAUCGCGGAGCAGGCUCUGCAGUACGGCUCUGACGACAACAGCACGAUCAUCGUGGUUCCAUUCGGAUCGUGGGGCAGGCAGCAGAUUUCCCACCACAGCUACUCCAUGAGCCGAAACUUUGCCUGCAGCGGACGGUGGGCCUGAAAAGUCAUGACCAUUAAAGCUGGAAUGUGUGAAUGUGUUGUGUAACAUACAUGUGUAACACCGUAGCUUUAACGCUACAUACUGUAUCAAAUUGUUUUCGAAAAAUAUUUUAUCACAGAUGAUAAUUGAUGUGUAUCGUUGAGUAUAUUUGAGUAUGGUAUUUUUGUACCUAGUGAUACAGUAUUUCCCCCUUGUACAGCAUAUACAAUAUUUUUAUUAAAAAAAUUGCUAAAUUAGCAAUUUGAGCAGUAUUUUUUGACUGAUACUAAAAUGGCGCAUUCCAGAUAAGUGUCUUUUGCAGCGCAAAAACCCUCUAAAUAAUAAAAUGUCCAUUCACCCAAUAAAAACUUUCACUUUUUUCCCUACUGAGACAAACAAAAAAAAUAUUAAAAUGUGAAAAUGCUUAUAUAACAUUGUUUUGAAUCCUUAAAGACUAUCUAUGAUGCAAAAGAAAUAAAUAUUCUUUGCUUG